CACCCUCAGGUCAAAGGUUGAUUUAGAGGAGACUCCAUGUUCGUGUGCGUGUGGGGUCUUGACUUAGUUUGUGAGCAUUUGGACCCUUCCUUAGUGUCUAUAAAUCUACCCAGAGGCGUAGUGUUUUAACAAGGACAUCUCUUCAAAUUCAAGGUCCAAGAUGAUGACGAUAAGGGCAUUACGAAGCCCACAGUUGGCUCUAGGUGUGAGAGUCUGCGGCCGGUGCUGGAGGCAUGAUGGCCCGAGACACCAGCGGGCCGACCCGCUAGGCACGGACGGGGCACGCACGGAGGCGAAGCAAGAGGUGGACGGGGCAGAAACUGCCGCACGACCGAAGGGAUUCAGGACAAAGGUCGUCGAGUUCUUUAGGCCUGCAGGGAAUGCUCUUAAUGAGGUGAGAAAAUUAGCAAACGAAACAUUUACCCAGAUGAAGAGAGAUGACCUGGAGCAGUUGAUGUUUGAGGACUCCCGCAUCCUCUGGAAGUUCAGAGGUCCAGAAGAUCUAGAUCAGUGGCUAGUGACAUCAGACAAGGAGAUGGGGGGCAAGAGUGAAGCAUAUCUGACCCUCUCUGAGAACAACACUGCGUUCUUCCAUGGUGUUACAAACAUAGAAGUUCCCAAAGAUGGGGUCACACGAUAUUCUGGCUACGCAGCCAUGCGGUCCAAACAGCGAAAGGCCGCCUUCAACAGAAGAAGUCAGAUGGAUCUCACACCUUUCAACAUCCUGAACCUGCGUGUGCGUGGUGACGGGAGGUCUUACAUGAUCACCUUGGCACCAGAAAGCUACUUUUCUUCACAAUGGGAUGAUUUGUGGUGCUACUUCUUCUUCACAAGAGGAGGGCCACACUGGCAGGACAUACAGAUCCCCUUCUCAAAGUUCUUCCUGACAAGCAAGGGGCGUGUGCAGGAUGCCCAGAGUGCUGUACCUAAAGACAGAAUCAACACUAUUGGCAUCACCCUGGGAGACAAGAUCAAUGGGCCAUUUGAGCUGGAGAUAGACUUCAUGGGCGUGACCAUGGACUUGACACACAAGGAGGAGUUUGCAUAUGAACAGUACUACCAAGGACCGAGGAGGAAGAGAUUCACCAAGAAACCAUUGCUGUCCACCAAAGAUUGGUGAUGUCAGACUGCUUUACCAGAUAUCAGGGUUAUACUUUUGUUUUUAGAAAGUACUACGUGCAUGUAGUAUGGAAGUAGGAAAUGGAAAAAGAGUCCUCUGUAUGUACAUGAAUGGGAAAUGGGAAAGGAGAUGUGACAGUCAUCCCCUCCUUCCACAUUCACACAACUGUUACCUUCUGCUCAAGCAUAUACAAUAUACAUAUCCAUAGGUUUUUUGAUCAAUAAAUCUGGCCUGUGAUAUCUGGAAAUUCUGGUGUGCUUUACUUUGAGUUGUUUGUAUAAAUUCUUGAAUGCUCCUGGGUCUGCUAUAUAAAGCAGGUGUCUUUUUGUCUCGGUUGAUAUGUGUGGCUAACAAAAGGGUAAGUAGCAAUGUGCCAUAGUCAGGAUGAAGUGAAGGAUUGCUGUGUGGACAUAUACAGUGAAGAAAUACUUUAUUUACAGCUCAUGUUUCAUACAAAGAAUUCACACCCAGUUCAACAGCAUAGAAUUCAACCUAAUAUAACAGAUAAGGUUUUAGAAGGCAUUAAAAAGCU
Molecule: messenger RNA, 1652 nt
Organism: Branchiostoma belcheri (Belcher's lancelet)
Lineage: Eukaryota; Metazoa; Chordata; Leptocardii; Amphioxiformes; Branchiostomatidae
Product: complex I intermediate-associated protein 30, mitochondrial-like
Exons: 5
Coding region: 161-1120 (319 amino acids)
Biological process (GO): mitochondrial electron transport, NADH to ubiquinone; mitochondrial respiratory chain complex I assembly
Cellular component (GO): mitochondrion
Source: RefSeq, a predicted model, not a curated record